CAUCCUCGAGAGAAACCGCUGUUUUCCCCCAAACUCAAGUUCUCACCUUAAAUCAAAAUCUAACAGAGUCUCCCUCUCUUUUACACAAAUAAACCAGAAAUUACCAUUUUUAUUAAUUUUCAGUUUCUUCUCCAAGUCUCCAAUGCUCUCUGUUCAUUCUAACUGCAUUUUUGACUGAACCAAGAAUUAUGGAUUCGUCCAAGAAGCUCUUGUUCCCCGACCAGUUCUUCUCUGCGACGAGAAGAAACAUCCUGUCCAGAUUCGGACUAGGAAUCGCAGCUUCUCUCGUUAUCCUCACACUUCUCUCCCUCACUAACUCCUCCUUCAAUGUCCCCUUCGUCUCUCCUCUGCUUCAAGGUCUCAGAAACUCCAAUCUUAGCAUCCCUUCUUCUGUUUCUCCUCAAUUCAAUUCUUCAGGGUCAUCUUCUUCUUCCAAUCAAGUCGACGAUAAGAAGCCUGAAGUAGUAGUUCCAGUCCCAAGCUUUGAAUCUGAACAAACAAGAGAUACUGGUUCGAAGAUUACAAGUUUGUCUGGAGAAGGUGAAGUCUCAAGCUUUGAAUCUGGACCAAGAUCUGGAGAAACAGUGAUUAACUCGACUUUGUCUGAAGUUGGAAAAGUCUCAGUCCGAAAUGACGAAAAUACCCUCGAAGCAAAUGCUACGGUAAGUGUAGGCAACAGCUCUAGCUUGGUAUCUGAUCUGGGAGGUAGGUUUGUGCCUGCAAACUCGAGCAAUGAGAAGAAUGCCACUGUGGAAGCAGAUCGAAGCAGAGGCUCUUACGAGGAUUGUGAUAUCUACGAUGGAAACUGGGUGAGAGCUGACGAUGAAACGAUGCCGUAUUACCCGCCUGGUUCGUGUCCUUAUAUAGACAGAGAUUUCAACUGUCACGCUAAUAAAAGACCUGAUGAUGGUUAUGUUAAAUGGAAAUGGCAGCCUAACGGGUGUGACAUUCCCAGGUUGAACGAGACAGACUUUCUUGAGAAGCUAAGAGGGAAGAAGCUUGUUUUUGUUGGGGACUCGAUUAACAGGAACAUGUGGGAGUCUCUGGUUUGCAUUCUUAGACACAGCCUCAAGGACAAGAAACGAGUUUAUGAGAUCUCAGGGAGAAGAGAGUUCAAGAAGAGAGGCUUCUACGCUUUCAGAUUCGAGGACUAUAACUGCACGGUUGAUUUCGUUGGCUCGCCCUUCUUUGUAAGGGAAUCAAGUUUUAGAGGCGUGAACGGGACUACAUUGGAGACACUAAGGUUGGAUAUGAUGGACAAGACAACAUCCAUGUAUCGAGAUGCUGAUAUACUCAUUUUCAACACUGGUCAUUGGUGGACUCAUGACAAAACAAAGCUAGGAGAAAACUAUUACCAAGAGGGUAACGUAGUGUACCCGAGGCUCAAGGUUCUCGAAGCUUAUAAACGAGCUCUCACGACUUGGGCCAAAUGGGUCGACAAGAACAUCGACCGCAACCAAACCCAUGUUGUAUUUAGAGGCUAUUCCGAAACACAUUUCAGAGGAGGGCCAUGGAACUCAGGAGGACAAUGCCAUAACGAAACAGAACCGAUAUAUAACACGCAUUACUUAAAAAAGUAUCCUUCAAAGAUGAGAGCUCUCGACUACAUACUCCGUGAUAAAAUGAAAACACCGGUGAUUUACAUGAACAUAAGCCGACUAACGGAUUUCAGAAAAGAUGGUCACCCUUCUAUAUAUAGGACGGUGUACAAGACGGAAAAGGAGAAAAGAGAGGCCGUGAGCCACCAAGAUUGUAGUCACUGGUGCUUACCCGGUGUGCCGGACACAUGGAACCAGCUCUUAUACGUAUCUCUGUUAAAGGCCGGUCUCGCGUCUAAGUGGUAGUCGAAAGUCCUUUGGUUUUGUAUUAUUGUUUGUAUUCCUACAAUCUUUUUGUAUUAGUGCACGAAAAAUUACGUUUACUGGUUUGUAUGGAUUUGUGUAUAGGCAUUGCAUGGCUACGUUUGAAUUAUCUUAAACCCAUUAGUUUUGUAAGGACUAUUUUUAUUGGAUAGUGAUAUGUAUUUCGGUGAUA
Messenger RNA from Brassica oleracea var. oleracea, 2034 nucleotides. Its product is annotated as protein trichome birefringence-like 2. The coding region runs from base 189 to 1844 and encodes 551 amino acids. Gene Ontology annotation, molecular function: O-acetyltransferase activity. The transcript has 4 exons. The record is from RefSeq and is a predicted model, not a curated record. Gene Ontology annotation, cellular component: Golgi apparatus. NCBI's taxonomy places the organism in Eukaryota, Viridiplantae, Streptophyta, Magnoliopsida, Brassicales, Brassicaceae.